Pelodiscus sinensis (Chinese soft-shelled turtle) is the source of this 1969-nucleotide messenger RNA. It is a transcript of the gene OMD, whose product is annotated as osteomodulin. NCBI's taxonomy places the organism in Eukaryota, Metazoa, Chordata, Testudines, Trionychidae. Gene Ontology annotation, molecular function: protein binding. The record is from RefSeq and is a predicted model, not a curated record.
CCUGGCCGAGAACCUGCACACUCUCAUAAGCCUCAACUUUUUGUCCCAGCCUGGCAAAAGUGAGCAAGGGUGGGGGAGAGUGAACAGAGAAGAGAGAGGAGAUGGUAUGAGUGGGGCAGGGCUUUCAUGAGGGGAAAAGGCCUUAGGGAAAGGGUAGAGUAGAUCCUGGGUAGCCCUUAAAUUUAAAAAAAUGAUACUGUGAACAAAAAGGUUGGAGACCACUGCCUUAGAAGCACACUGUAAAGCUGAGUAAAAUAUUAGCUGAACACUGGAAACACUUUUGUAGCAGGAUGUGUUCUAUGUGAAGAAAGCACAUAGGUCAUGCAGAGAAAUAUUUAAUCCCUAAGGAGUGAGAGGUAUGUGAGAGGCCCUCCAAACAACAGAAGAAAAGCUGAGGAAGGACUGGGAAAUGGGGUGGGAUUAAAUUGUUCCUUCCAGCUGCUACAUGAGGGGAGAGAGAAUGGACUAAACGUCCCUCCUCCUGAAACCCAGAAAGAAAAGGUAAAGACUGAUAAUACUGAACAAACCCUGGCAUUGAUUUGAGGAUACUACAUGAAAACAACAAAACGAUGUUUCUGUGUCAACUAUCAAUUAUCUCUCUUCUAUUUGGAGCUAUGGUCUUUUGUCAGCAUCAAAAUUAUGAUUUUGAGUAUGAAUAUGAUGAAGAGCCAGAUGAGGAAUACCCUCCUAUUUUUCAUUUCAAUCCCAGUAUAGAAUACGUAAUUCCUCAUUUUCCUACUCCCAUAAAGUGUCCUCAAGAAUGUUUUUGCCCACCAACUUUUCCUUUAUCAAUGUACUGUGACCAUCGGAAACUUAAGAUGAUACCAAAUAUACCUUCCCACAUCCAACAACUCUAUCUUCAGCAUAAUGACAUUGAAGCUGUGACUGCACAAUCCUUUGUUAAUGCCACUGCUUUGAAAGAAAUUAACCUUAGCCAUAACAAAAUUAAAUCUCAUAUGAUUGACCAUGGUGUUUUUGCCAAACUUUCAAAUCUUGUGCAACUUCACUUAGAACACAACAAAUUGGAUGAAUUCCCAUUUCCUCUUCCCAUCACUCUAGAACGACUCUUUCUUGGUUUCAAUGAGAUUUCCAAAUUACCUAGAAAUGCCCUGAAAGGGUUAGUGAAUGUGACCAUGCUUGAUCUCUGCAAUAAUUAUCUUGACGACUCCCUACUCAAAGGAAAAUACUUUUCAAAUAUGAAAAAUCUAAUGCAGAUCAACCUAUGCAACAACAGAUUACAUACUAUGCCUCCUGAUCUACCAUUUUCACUUAUGUAUCUCUCCCUCGAAAAUAACUCAAUUUCUUACAUUCCAGAAAACUAUUUCAAUAGACUUCCAAAAAUAACUGCUUUAAGAAUGUCACACAACAACCUACAGGAAAUCCCAUAUAAUGUUUUUAACCUUUCCAACCUUGUAGAACUCAAUCUUGGACACAACAAGCUGAAGCAAGCAUUUUAUAUUCCAAGAAGUCUGCAGCAUUUGUACAUUGAAGACAAUGACAUUGAAUUUGUAAAUAUUACUUUGAUGUGUCCUUCCAUUGAUCCAAGGAAUGCCAAUCAUUUAACCUAUAUUCGGAUGGACCAAAAUAAGCUGACAGCUCCAAUAAGCAUAUAUGCAUUCUUCUGCUUUCCUCACAUACGCAUUAUUUAUUAUGGUGAACAAAAAAGUAGCAUCAACCAAUUAACACAACUGAGAACUCCAGUGGUCCGGAGAUUUUUAACACCAGAAGAAUAUGACGAAGCAGAUGAUGGUCAGGAAACAGAAGAUGGUCACGAAGAAGGAGAAAGAGAAGAUGACUACUUUCAUCCUUACGUUUAUUGAAGUAAAAAUAAAGUAUAAGGAAAGUAUAUACAAAAGAGCUGAAUAAUUUGGGACACAAAAAGGGAGUUAUGAGCAAUAUUAUCUGCAUAAACAAUUUUUCUGUAUCAGCUCAAUAGGGGUGCAUCUAGACUGGCAAGAUUUUGCACAAA